AUGGUAAGUUUUCUUUGCUUUGAGGCAGUUGUCACUCGCCAUACGUUUUUCACAGUUGCUGUAAGUAUCAAUCACAUAUACUCCAUGUUUCUCACAUUAUUGUUUGUUGGUAACCGUGUUGCAUUUUAAUGUGCAACAUGCAUUUUUACUAAUGACAGUAUGUAUACAUAUACAUAGAUACAUAUAGGUAUAUACAUAUAUAUAUAUAUAUAUUGUCACUCUUAUUUUUUGUUGCGUGCAUGUAGCGCUCUUUAAUGUGUUGGGACAUUACGCAAGGCAAUGUCCCAACGCAGUUCUGGUAAAUAUGUCGACUUUUAGUGUUAAUUAUGUCCCCUGAUAUCAGUUAGUCGCCCAGGGCUAGACAUUCGCUAGCCCGUUUGACCUGCAGGCUAGCGCAGAGUUAGUAACCUGGCUGGCUGAGUGCUCGAUCUGUGCGAGGAAAGUAGCUUUUCUGCUACACCCCUCCUUGAUGCUCACCGGAGUGCAUUUUCCACGUCACACCUGAGGAGUCCUUUUGCGCGUACGCACGCACUUUGUCCGCUAUUUCGGCUGCGAAUUAAACCGCCUUGGGCUACAACGUCCUCAGCUCGUUUGAGAAGGCGCGUCAACCUACUGUCCCCGUGUGGAUUGCUGAAAAAUCCAGUCAGUCGAAACACGAGCCCGCGACCGGACUAGCCCUGGGCGAGCAGAAUGCUAUCAGGGUAUGUUACUUGCUGAUUGGUUGACGUGGGUGACUGCAUUAUGUUGCAGGGCAAACAAUCAGAAGACAGUGUGCACGGAUUUCUAUCGCACAGUUUCAUUACUGGACACUGCGAAAACGAGUUGUGGUGUGGACCGCGCGCCUGUCCGCACGGACUACACUGCCAAGUCUAUCUUGCGUCACUAUCGAUUGCUCGCAGCAAAUGCACCCGUAUUUGAAUAGGCUAGUAAUUAGUACUGGUGAAAUUAACUUUGAGAGGUGACUUAUAGCCUGAAGUUGGCGUCCAUAGUACCACGCCUACGCUAUCAUCGAGUUAGUUUACUGUUAAGGCAUUGGUGUCAGCAACUUCUGCCAAGUUUAUUUCAUAUCAGUUAAUUCCAGUAUAUUGUGCGUUUCUUUACUUGAUGUGGUCGCGACCAUGGGGUAACCGAGGUUGGGUUAUAGGCACAAAGGAGUCCGCUCUACGCUUUGGGGAAUAUUUUUGGUUAGUUUUACGCUGACCACCUCUUACUCGCCUCGGGUGAGUGGGUGGGAUUGGAUUUUUUAUGGCAAAACACAGCUUGCCGAACAAAUGGUGGGUAGUACAUCCAAACCUCCGGCGAUUUAAGGGAGUAACUCGAGACGAGUCGUGGUGAGUGCAAACUACCUCACAAGAUGGCAUCGUCCGUUGGCAAAGGUAAUCUAAAACCUGUCCAAAAUAAUCCACAGCCGCAUACAUGUUUUAAAAUUUCGGACUCCAAAAUACCUCAUUGGUAUCGAGGGGAUAGCGCCCCUUUUUCGUGUAUGCCGUUGCUCCAACGAGAAGCCAUUUGUUUCCGCCAGGGACCUGACCGUUUGGCCUUCUAUAUCCUCAACUUAACUUUAACUUCCGUAAAGAUGAGCAAAUCGGAUGGACACCAAUUACACACGUAUAUUUCGUGACAAUUGGCGUCUUGCAGGACCAAAGGAUCUGUCCAACUCUCCUAAAUGCUCUGCGGGCAGGGCUGACUAAACUGUACCCGUCCUUCGUCGUCUGGUAGCAUUGUAGCUCCGAACUAUUUGAGAAGCUCCAUAAAAUUCAACAGGCGUUAAUUAAAAUACAACUUCUCAGGUUUGGGGCCCACAAAUAGCAAAAAUUUUUGCCGUGUGUGUGGUCAAGCUGAGUGCUGGUCUGACCUGGUUGUCCCUAGACUGUAUACUCCAACUGUUUGUACACCACUACUAAUUGGAUAACACCAACCUGGCAAAAGCCCGUGCACGUGUCUCAUGAACGGAACUAGAUCUCCGAGACAUCUUUGCUACCAAGAUCUUUUUCGGGCAGUGUAAGUAAAAUAGAAGUUUCGUGUUUGGGAGUGCCUGCAGCGAACUUAUGGGUGCAGACUGGGGACGCGUAAUGCUAAUAAAUUCUUGAAAGCUUAUGCGAUCAAAAAAAACUACAAGUGCAUGGAUUCGAGGAUAGGGAAAAAGAACCACUAUAGGAAGAUAAACUAUUAUCCUCUGUACAUAGUACGACUGUGAUCGUACCUUACCUAGGCGACCUAGUUGAUGUCGCGGGUUGUACCUAUACGCGUGAGGACCUGCAAAUGCAACUCUGGAGUCCGAUUCACCCACUUCCAAAGCGACGGAGACUGAAUACGAUGGUCCCAGAACCACUUCCACGUCUUGACGAACUGCGUUUGGCCCGGUUUUAAGUUGGCCUCCUUUUUGACGCCUUCGGCUGAGCAGCGGCGCCGAAUCAAGGGCAGCAACAUAAGAAUAACGGAACUGACAACGAAGAAAAUACCCAAACUACCUCAGUCGUCUCUAGAUGGCCCAAGAUCUCGCGAUGUUGCCGCAGUGAGUACUGACCGUCUCGUCCGAGACGCAGUCGGUGUACUACACUCGAGAGAUAAUUAUUAAACACCGAUGGUCAAAUGCCUUCACUUUUAAAUUGUUCUUUACGCGCACAGCACGGCAUUCUUAACUGCUUAAGGGGAUUGACCGGGCGGACGUCGGGUACAAGGGCAUUUUUACGGCAACGGAGGUAUCGCGCCGGACCCAUAAACAUGACGGCUCAGAGAAACCCGGCGAGCAGCAUCGAUUUUUAAAACGUUGUCUUUCCUGUCCACCCGGAAGCACCUUCGUCCUAUAGUUGACCUUGCUGUCAUUCACACGUACUGUUUGACCUUGGCAUGCCUGUUUUUCGAUCCAGCUCCUGAUGACUUUUGUGCCUUCCGCUGCUUGUUUGCCUACUCUGCCAACUAGUGGUGAAUAUUUUACUUCCGUCUUGGUUGCUUGCGGGCGGACGACGUGUAUACGGAACCGGAAGUUAGCCUCAGUCAAUUAGCAAAUACCAAAUUAUCCAUGGACACCAAAGUUGUUGAUCUCACUAGACCUAACUAGGUGCCAAGCUAUGUGCGUCUCACAUAAUUUGGACGGCCCCCGUUGAGCGUUAUUGAAAACAAACAUACGUGGUGCGCUGGAACCUAUUUACCCCCAUCGAGCCGGAUUUCUAACGUAACAUUUAUGGACAGAAAUUGAGUUAUAUGGAGUCGAGUACAUCCCCUUACCAUUAUUUCCGUUAUGGCGAGCUGUCCGCUUCAUUUGUAACUGCUAGUUAGCAAAAUUCCCAUUUAGGGUCUGCCAGCUGCCUUGAGGUCCAUUAUGAACUAGCUCCCUCAAUUACAGUUAAAGGAUACCUAAAUGCACCUACAAGCUGCGAAAUUACACUUCACCCCUCAGUAACCGCCCACUAUACGAGAUGCGGUCAAGUUUACUAAUUUCGUUGACCGAUGCAACUUAUUUCUAACUUCGGAUUUACGCCAAUUUGGCAGUUUAGUAAGUCACGAAACCCUGAAGACCUAACGGUUCAUAUGUGACACACAUUUUCUGUAUAAUUCUUAGUGAGAUCUUACCAUCACAUCCACUUGUGACUUUAAGGCCGCAGGAAAUCAUCUAGCCGCCCUAUAAAACCUCUGACCAACGAGCUACGGUUUAGUCGAAUUCUUGGCUCCCGGAGGGCUGUGACCUGUCCAAGUUAGACUUGACAGAGGCGAAUGACGCGGUCAUGGCCAAUUUUCCAGACAUUAGCAGUGUCGACUUGAAAUAUUGCCACGGACAUUAGUGGUUUCCUGCCAAACAAAAACAAUCAUCUGCAUAUUUUACCAUCGCUGUUACUGUUGUUGUAGUCCUAUUUUCUAUCAUCUGCCAACCUUUCUGAUCAUAACAUCGCUUAUUUACUGUUUAAAUAGGACUCGGUUGACUAUGAGAGCCUUCCUGAAGGUGUAUCAUCAGCCGUUCACAUGCUGGCUGGUGCAUCUGCCGGCUUCAUGGAGCAUUCAGUUAUGUAUCCUGUUGAUUGUGUCAAGGUUAGUUUUCUUAACCCGAUGAUAACCGUCAAUAAAUCAGGAUUGUCGACUGUUUUCGCUAUCUACGUGGCCAUUUCCCCUUGAGAAGCUGUAUUCGGGUCUUUUGUGGAAAAAUAUACCAUCUCUUUGCACAUCAACCAACAUCAAUUUUGAAUCUGGACGCUGAUUCUUCGCUUCGAAGGCGUGUUUUGAAUGAAUGUGCCUUCAUUUUGUUGGCUGUCAUAAGUUGCUCACAAGGUACAAAACAGGGAGACGGCAGCCUUCAUUACCUGACAUUGGAGUCCAUCUGACCGACGACACAUGCACAAGUAGUAGGCAUUAGUCUUUUUUGGGUUUUUCGGUAGCAUUCGCCGUCUUUUGAUGGCUCGCCGCUACGCGACUACCGAAAUUCCAAGACCGCGGGACGCACAUGUUCCGCUUUGCGAUGAAAUCACAUCUGUUAACUCCACUUCCACGUGACUUCACCUAAGUCAAUCAUCUUUGACAAGGCUCGGCCGCCAGAGCAUCCAGCUAAACCAUUCGAACUUGUUUCCAUCUAUCAGGUGUUCCCAGCCUGAGUUAUGAGUGCCUGUUGACUAAAAGUGACGAAAACGGUCUUCCCAGUUUCCUUCGUCUUUGUUUAUCAGACUUGAAGAGUAGGUAUAUUCCUUAUGUUUGGCUUAUCGCGCGGCUCUGUUGUUUGUAACUUAUUUCGGGCGAGAUGUCCUAGCCAGUGCAUUGCAUGUGCAGUCUGUACCUGCUUUCUUUUUGUCCUGAUGCAGACCAGACUCCAGUGCAUCCGCCCAUCCGGUGGCCAGCGGUACCUCAGUGUGUCCGAUGGUCUCUAUCGACUUAUUAGCCAGGAGGGCUUCAUUAAAUCAUUCCGGGGCAUAGGCGCCGUUGUGGUCGGAGCUGGUCCUGCCCACGCCCUGUACUUUGCACUCUAUGAGCAACUGAAGAGGCGCCUUGCCAGUCCUACAGAGUCAAAUCAUCUGUCUCAUGCAUUCAGUGGCGCCAGUGCAACCUUAGUACACGACGCUAUAAUGACCCCCGCAGAUGGUACGAUUUCUUCCCCUUUCAAAUUUUCUACAAACCAUUUUUUCGGAUCUCCAGGGUUUUUUGCCGAUUUUGCCCAAUAAUCUGCCUCAAGGCCUCAUGGCAGCACAAUGACAGUAGACGUAAACCACCGCUAAAUAGAUUUGCUUGUCACAGUUGCCCUGCAGUUAGAUUUCAGCGAGCAAAAGAGCUAGAUGAAAUAACCUCGAACAGACACACCAGUACUCAAACUUUCCAACAAAUCUCACGAAAUACACCCUGUCUAUGUUAUAGCAGCCAGGGGGACUGAUGCCCUCCACAAUCCUGAUCUAGUACUGCCGACGAAUAGUAUGUGAGCUGGUCUACACAGUCGAGGAUAGAUCCUCCCUUUUGAAUACUGGAGUGUCUUAAUGUCACCAGGCCUGGUACACAAAGUCUGACGGUGCGCAGUUUUCAUAAGUGUAGAGUGGGUGUCUGCUGCCCACCCGAAGUUCUAACUUCAGACUUGGGCCCAUGAGGAGUCAAUAUUUUGUGGGCCAACUCCCACCUCACUCUGUAUCACAGUAGCCCACACGGCUCUUCUGGUAGAUGCGGUAUGACGACCGCCAUUUUGCACCAAACGAACAAUGUACUGCUUGUAUGGUAACCAGUUAGUGAUCGGCCAGCGCGACAAAGAAAUCCACUAGAAGCUACAAGAGGUGAUCGAAAACAUGCCUCGUUGUAAUCAGUUUAUUGUCGCUGGGCGCCAAAAUGGCCGGACUAGACGGGGCGACUCCUCAAACAGUCUUCUUAUCGGUUGCCUUUGGCUUGAUUCUCGGUGUUACAAUGGUGAGAAAAAGUUGGGCUUUACUGGCGCUAACCGGGCAAUUACCACUACAUGCUUCAAGCAUCUGCUGCCCCUGUUAUCCAAAGCAUGGUAGUACUAGUCACAAUUACUGUGCUCUAUUCGGUUCAAGUUCUCAUCGCUGUGUUCGUGAUAGCAAGUGCAUGCGUGGUGACCAAACUGGCGACGCCUAUGAGUCAGGUCAUGUUCUCGUUCGCACACGCUCGAGAACUCAUCCUUCGCCGACGCCUAAAUUGUCACUUAGAAGACUCCUUGCUGUCUCAAAAAUACAGACCAACACAGCUGCUGCCCCAGGCAGAUAAAUCCGAUCUCACUUUACGACCCUAAUCAAGGAAUAAGGUAGUAGAAAGUGGUCGUCUAAGUCGCCAGUCUACAAGGCGGCUGAGAAGAUUCUUGGAUUCACUAACGGCACCGCAGUGAUACGAUCAGUGAAAUAAUCGUGCAGUUGUCCGCCCAGAUAGUUGCAGCUAGGUGAUUCCUUCCGCCAGCUACUGAAAUCCACGGCAAAGUCGGUCAGAGACGACGGCAAGAACUAUGGGCCCAAAGGGGCAACCCUAAUAGAGCAGAAAUCAGACGUCGGUGACACUUGGAAACCCCACUGAAUCGCUCGAAAAAUUCGUGAUGAACCCUUCACACCGAGUGACCCUUCGCGAUGUGAGCGGCGAAGUUUGGCCAAGUUCGAGUGCUGGCGUGAGCACUUUGAGCACCUUCUCGACUUCAGUAAUCAACCUAUCAUUUCUUCGCUAUAUUCUGCAGUAGAAUGUCACUCUCCAACCCAGGCAGUGUCGUGUGACCCCUGUAUUAGGAACUAAUCGGUAAUGCAUUACUAGCUCUUUGCACCAAAGCACCGAGAGAGGACGGUCUUCCCACUGAAAUCUACAAGUUUUGUGCGGACACGGACGCUUGGCUUUAGGGAUUGAUUGCUCCGGCGUGGGGAGAUGAGCUCGCUCGGGCAUAUUUAUGCUUGUAUUCAAGUAGACAGACGGAAAAAAGCGUGAAAACCAUUUCGGCAUAUGGCACUUCGACGUUGCUACAAAAGCUUUUGACAUGGUCAUUCUUAGACGGCCUCAGUGCACGUGACUUGGGGACAAGAGCCACGCGGGAUUGUGAGCUGGACGCGAAUGCACAAACGAGAUGUUUACACUACAACGCACUCUUAAGUUUAGUAAUAACUACCAGAAACCGACGGUUGUCUACUUUUUAUCUUCGCGACAGCUUUCACUUUCAUUCAUCGUGAGUCAUUGUGACAACUUAUCCAACUAGCUAACAUUGACAAAAAUAGUCGUAAUAAUGAGAACCUAUCCUCGGUCCACCGCAGCACGAGGUCUGGUUCACAAUAAUCUUUCCCAACCUGUUCAUAUUCGAUCUGGUGUUUAAGACGGUGGUGUUUUGUCACCAAUCCUUUUCAACUACGCCAUGGACUGAAUUCUCAGAAGGACCCUGGACGGUUUCGACGGUGUCGAAUUUGCCCUCUGGCGCCGGCUGACUGAUCUCGUCGACGCUGAUUAUAUCGCCCUGCUAGCCUCAGGCUUUGAUAACCUGUAGAAUAUGGUGUUUCGGUUGGAUAAGGCCAUCAAAUCAGUCAUCUUAUGCGUAUUUGCUGAGAACUAGUGUUUCCGAGCCUCAUUCCUGACGAGGAAAAUGUAAUCCUUGGGACUAAUUGUUGUUGUCUUGAAAUUGACUUUCAAAGACGUCAGUACGAAGUUGCCCCCGAAUAGACAGAGUAAAAACAACAUCGUCUUCAAAAUCGAUGCUGCUCACAGGGUUUUCAUGAACCUUUCUGUCUGUGGAUCCGAUGUGAUAUCUCCAUCGCCACAAAGGUACGCCUGGUCAGUUCCCUUAUACACUUCUGAAUACAGGGCUGUGCGCGUGAUAGACGAGUUAAAAGUGGAGGUAUUUGACCAACGUUGCCGGAUAUCAUUUCUCAAGUGUAGAUCACCGACUGCGUCUUGGAUAGGAGUCCGCACUCGCUGCAGCGAGAAUAUCUCAGACCAUGCAGGAAGGAUGGCUGAGGUGGUUUGGGCGCGUUCGUCAGCCCCAUGGAUGUUCGUGUUAAAAAUUCUUAGUCGAACCAAACCGUCCAAAUUUUGUAGAUUUUUCUCCCUUGUCCGUUUUUUUUUCAUUUAUGGCCGUUCCGUCCUUUCGAGACUUCAACUCCUCAGCACUGAUUUUUGCGCCAUUUGCAUCGACGCCUGGCCCAGAUCUUAUUUCCUUCUCUCGUCCCCUCCCCCGGAAAAUUUGUUGACUUGGUAAUUCCUCCAUCACUAUCGGGAGAAUUGCCACUCUUGAUGGCAUAAUGGUGUACACCAGUAGAUGUUGUUGAUAUCGAAGGGACUUGCGCCAUUUUUGCCUUACUAACUUCAUGCACACUGCAUAUAACAAUCGCAAGUCAAACUGUUGGCUGCUUCAGUCAUAGUUCACCAGUCUCCAGUCUCAUCGAAGUCACUUAAGAUGACAGGAAUCGAAUGUGGACUUGGCGACUGGGGCGGUUGGUCUAGUUUCUGUGUCUGUUACACGCAUUCUGGCACCACUCUCUGCACAAAAUCUAGGCUUGAAAAGGGGUGUGUCGGAUCUCAUUGAAAAAAAAAACUUGUCAUUAGGACUACAUUAAGAAGACGUUGCAACCUAUUCCUCAGUCUGGAGGACCUAGUCAUUUAUCCAAUAGGCAACCCUCGAAGCUGCGACUGUUUGCACGUCACGGUAGUUUAAAGUUCAACGGAUUGUACCAGCGCAUAGUUCGAAUGAAUCCAUUUGGAGGUGAUGAGAUAGGGCGCAGCAGCUAACUUAACUCAUUGCCAUCAUCUACGCUGACGACGCACGAUGUUAUCGACAACAGAGCCAAACUCUCGCGUCUGACGGUAACUCGAAACUGUGCCGCGCAUAUUCUAAAACCAAUGGAGAGAUAGUCAUCGACUUCCCAUGUAGUCUACAGUCUCUUCGACUUGCAGACCAAGAGUUUACCAUGUAGCGCCUGAUAUCUUUUGACUUGCAGUUACUUUGACCUACCGUGUUCACUCCGUUUACACGCUUGUUUCCUAGCUCCUGACGACAUAUCCAUCGAGGGAAACGGUGAACUAAGCAAGACUGGUGUUCACUUAAUAUGCCUGUUAACUUUCUCCUACGCGUACCUCAUUUCUUUUCAGCUGUGAAACAAAGACUUCAAAUGUUCAACAGCCCUUAUCAUAAUUCCUGGGACUGCAUCGUCCGAGUCGUCCGGACCGAAGGAAUUUCAGCCCUUUACAGGGCCUACCUCACUCAACUGUCGACUAACGUUCCCUUCCAAAGUUGUCAUUUCAUGGUGUACGAAUUCCUGCAGGAUAAACUGAAUCCUUCCCGGACCUACCUUCCUUGGAGUCACAUUGUGUGUGGCGGACUCGCUGGUUCUAUUGCUGCUGCCAUCACUACACCCAUGGAUGUGUGCAAGACCAUUCUCAAUACACAGGUUGGCGUUUUUACGGAUGCCUUCGCUCGCUUUUUUACGUUGCACACGGCAUUUAUCAUCUCUUUCUUGGCAUUUUUAAUACCCUAAUUAGUAUCUUUGCUCAUUGUAAUUUGCUGAUCAGUAGCCGUUGUGCUGUUAUCGUAUCUGGGGGUCGGCCUCCAUUCCCUGUAGUCUAACUGCAGUCUUAUUUUAUUAAUUUGCCCUUGGUUGUCGUACGAAAACAGCCCUUUCGAGAGUUGACUAUCUUUUCCAAUGUAAUUUUCCGAAGGAGUAGGGUAACUGAAAAAUGGUCCGUGCGCGUUUGCUCUGUCUUGUGGUAAAGUCGAGUUGUUUAGCGUAGACCGUUUGGCUAACGCAGUCCUCACUACCCUAGGCAGAAAAGGGCGACCAUAUUUAUUCUUCUCUAAUUGCUGGGUCAUGCUGCUCAUUCCGAAUCAACAGCUCAAUAUCAUUGCUGUGACCUCCCUCCGGCAAUGUUCACAGUCUGUGCAGUGAUGGGUAGUCAACAGAAUUUUCCGUCCUCAGUGUACUGUGUGACUUGUGUCAAAAUGAGGUCCACUUCAGGAUAAUUUCUGCUAAUAAUCCGCAAAUUCUUCCCUUCAGCUUGUGCUUUCUCUUACUCUGAUAUUUGUUUAAGAGUUCUUACCAGGGCAAGUGUCCGUUGGGUGUUCGAACACUGCCGCAACAGGAACGCAAAUGCAUCCGCUGCAUUUACAAGUACUUCAAUCGGACGUUUUACAUUGUGUGUACUCAUCCUUUUUUAAAAAAACAUUGAAGAAGGCAUACAACGAGACUUGUAAGUGACCUGUGUCUUCCAAUGGAACCAAAGUUAUUGCGUUCUACUACUUCCUCGCCAAACUAUGCCGAGUACUUUCUUCCUUGCGUGAUUGCGUACGCGCGCUCAGCAAUGGGCACGGAUGGAAUAACGGUAGUUUCGGUUGCGCGACUGAACCAGAUUGGUUGUUCCAAAAUAGCAUCAUCUGCCACCGCCAAACUUCGGCAGCUGCUCCUACUGGCGGUUUUAAUUAUAUUAAUGUCUGGCGUUUCUCUUCCAUCUGGAAGGAUGUGAUUUAGGAUUGUUUCAAUGGCAGGAGGGCAAUAAACGCGUGCGAAGUCAUGCGUAGACGGGACACGAGUCACAUAACCCAAAUUCGUCUCAAGUCGUCCUAAUCUAGCCUUACCCCUAGCGCAUAAGGGGUGCGGUAAGGAACAGCGAAACCGAUUCUGCUCAACUCAUCUUACUAUCAUGCCACUCACUUUCGACUACAACCCUCCAGCCUCUUUUUGCUGCCGCGGAAACAGCGGAGUCCAAGCAGGCAGUCUAGGCUAGUUGUGGUCGUUACCCACCAGCAGGUAACAAUCACUUUCGGCACCUCUGUGUCUAGGCGGCCCUGUUUUGGUACGCCCGUAAUGCGUCCUUCGUGACAUUUCACUUAUGCCACAUUUCGAAGUCCGCAUCGUAUAGGUAUAGAGACCAGAACUGAUGUGACACGCAUAAUUGGCAGCUUCAUGCUACGUCAGCUACUUGCCUACAUCCAGCUGGAGUUACUUCCAUUUUGUCACGCCACUAGAGCAUGGUGGAUUUUUGAAGAGAUUGUGUUGCUGAGGUCUCACGACAAGCUGGGCGCGGAUGUGCGGACCGGGUGCUCACACUGAGGCGCAUUCUCGAAUCCCGCCAUUGUUACCAACAAGCGACGACCGUUUGCCUUGUCGACUUCGUUACCGCGUUCGACUCUGUUCAUCGUGAGUCUCUGUGGCGAAUAAUGGGACUGGAUGGUGUGCUGACCAGAGUCCUCGCUAUGAUCAGAGCCUACUGCUGCUUCAUCACUGCGCAAGUUCUGGUCCGUAACAAUCUCUCCCAACCGUUCGAUAUUCGGUCUGGCGUUCGACAAGGUUGUAUCCUGUCUCCCAUACUUUCAACUACGCCAUUUACUGGAUUCUCGGAAAGGCCCCAUACGAUGUCGACAGUAUUGGAUUUCAACCCGGGCGCUGGCUGACUGGUCUCGACCCUGCCGAUGAUAUCGCUAUUAUUUUUGGGUUUUGGCGAUCUACGGUCAAUGGUGUCAGAAGUGAAUGAGGCCACUGAAGCGACUGGUUUACCUAUAAACGCUGUGAGGACCAGUGUUAUCAAGCUGCACCCCUGACCAUGGAAAGGCACCCGUUGAGAUUAAUGGCUAUCAACUCGAAGUAGACAGUUUGAAAUAUCCCCAGGCGAGGCUAUCGCCGAACGAACAGAGCAAGAACACGAUUGUCCUCCGAAUAGAUGCUGCUCUUAGGGUUCUCUAAAGCCCGAAAAAGUGUCUAUGACGCGGCAGUUCCGUCGCCACGAAGAUUGGCGUGUAUCGUUCACCCGUUUGCUCAGUCCUUCUCAGUGGGUGUGGAUGCUGGGCUGUCGGCAAAGCUCGACCCGGCCUGCCUCUCCGGCGUCUGUAACUAGUGUGAAGUAGAGUGAAUGGGGACUAAAGGUGGCGGCUGCCAAGCUGGACUCAGUGCACUCUGCCCCCGUACAUGUGUCACCUUACCGUCCACUGCAACCCCGACGUACACCUAAACCUCAGCUGUCUAUAGCGUUAACCUUCUGUGCAGUCAUGGCCGUAACCAUCCGAUCUAUCUCGCUGUCAACUUGCGUCCAGAUUUAAUGUUGUAUCCUUUGGUAUCUCUAAGGACUUCAAUCAUCAUCAAAGCUACAAAAAUAAACUUUAGUAGGCACGAAAUGCUUGUGAGUGGCUUCGAACCAAGCAGUCUCGAGUUGAGGAGGCGCAAUUUACAAUAGCAUUCUUGGUUUCUUCACCUACGGUCAGCCGUAGCAUUCAAUUUUCGCGUAAACAAGCAAGUCGUGGGUAGAUGGAUGUUGGCCUAUGGAACACUGGCUGUAAACAUUUUUCGCAACGUUUUCGCCCAAGUUUUGCCGACUGCUUAGAUGCGGUCCUGAAUCACUCAAGUACGCCUGCACAUCCCAGGACGUUCAAGUGACCACUUGAUUGAGUGGGUGAUUUUUUGGUUUAAAAUAAUACGUGUCUGCGUCUCCCGUCACCUACUACACUGCAUUUUUGUUUGCCAGUGUUCUGCUAACUAGGGCUAAAAUUGAAUUCGUGUCCUAUUUCGAAACUGCCGUUUUCACCUGUUCAUGUGUUCUAAACUCCUUUUUACUCCAUUGGCCUCAAAUAUUCUAUUAUUUCACCUAGCCCCAGGCCUGUCAGGAGGCUGUAGUUGGUGGACUCCAUGCGACAUCGCCAAAAAACGAGAAACCGAAAUUGAUCCGCGGUUUCCUUUCGGCUUGCCAUUUCGUCAUCAAAAACCAUGGCUUCCGGGGUCUCUUCCUUGGCUUGAAUGCUCGCGUUCUAGCCACUCUGCCCGGCACAGCUAUAUCUUGGUCCGUGUAUGAGUACUUUAAAUGGGUGCUCGUUCAUGGCGUUGAGCAUUCCUCCACCGCUGUGCAUUCUACUCUCCCCUCUUCCGUUUCAAUGGAGUCUCAGCCCCCGGGCUCCUUUUAA
Molecule: messenger RNA, 12820 nt
Organism: Spirometra erinaceieuropaei
Lineage: Eukaryota; Metazoa; Platyhelminthes; Cestoda; Diphyllobothriidea; Diphyllobothriidae
Source: the annotation of a GenBank genome assembly